CAGACACAUCAAAGAAACAGAGAAUCGUGAAAACACGAUGGAUGUAAAGCAUUGCUCAUUUGGGGCUCCUAUCUGAAAAACUGAAGUACAUAGGACGUAUUUGGGACGAACGAUGAAAUCCAAAGCACUCGAGACUACGAUUGCCAGAGGUGUCAUCAGCUCUGCUCCAAGCAGUGCCCCCAAACAGAGGCUGUGUCAACACAAGUUUUACGGGGACUACGUAAAUGGAUUAGUAAGUAUGCCAUGGGCAAAUGUAGUGAUUGAAAGUCGACUCCUUAUGUACUGCGCCGAAGUUUGAAACACUGUUGAUGUUUUACUAAGUCACUUCCAGAUGUUGGGUAUAGUUACUCCCUUUUUUGCAUGGAAAAUAAUGAUGGAAAUGUACGAAGACAUGAACCAAAACCACACCGAUCCUGAGAGAAAUAUGCUUUGCAACCUUGAUGCUGUCGCAAUGUUUGGAUUUACGGGUAUCUCUGCAAUCUCUCAAUACUUGGCUUGGACCCACGACAGUUUGCUAUGUUCGCGGAUAGGUUUUUUGGGAAAUUGUAUCGCCGGCAGCUACAUGGGUGAGUACCGAAGAAAUCGAAGCAAUAUCUUGAGGUCUUCUUUACGUUUGUAGAAUGUGCGGUGCAAUCCUGUUUCAGAUGUAGUCUCAUCCCAUCACCAUCUGUUGUUUGAAAAGUACAGAAUUGAAAGAGUGGCCAGUAAAGGGGGUUUGUACUAUUACCGCACGAUUUCAGGCUGGAAUACUAACAUUAUGUUUGGCUAACAUCACACUAUCGGUGCGAGAAAAAUGCACUCGAUUGGUCUUGAUGUUCGUAAUCGGUUCAUACGUUUCUAUCAAAAGUCCAUACUCGGUAUAUGCGGAAGACACGUUGCCGAAUUUGGGUGGAGCUAUUUUGAUUGCAAUAGUCUUGAUCCAUAUUUUUGAAACUUGCAUGAUAUGGGAUGGUGACGAUGGCGGAUGCGAAAGAAGUGAUAACAAAGUGCUUUCUCAUAGUAACAGCAAUGUUCUGCGAUUGCAUUUGCAAAAAGAUGAGUUCAUCAUUCAUUCGGCAAGAUUUGUGAUGGCUGCAGUUUACAUUCAUCAUAUAUUCAAACUUUUUAUUGACUUUUUUGCGCACCAGAAUAAUGAUGUUAUGGAGGGUAUCAUAGAUCUGGCAAAGUCUACGAUGAUCGCUGGCAUUGGAUCAGUUGCCACAGGUGUAUUCAAAACAAAUAUCGAUCAGAAGGAGCAACUGGAACUAUUGGUUCGGGAAAGGACCCAGGUAAUACAUUUCAAAACAAAAGAGCUGCGAAGAAUUAACGUUGCAUUCGAAGCAUGCGAAACAGCCAUUGCCAUCACGGACUCAUCGCGAGUAGUGAUCUGGGCCAACAAUGCAUUUGAAAAAUUGGCAAAGAGAACGACAACGGUCCAACCGUCUUUGGGAGAACAAUCUCGUGUUUCUGCAACAUCUGAUACUGAUGCUCUCAACGAGACAUGCAGCAGUGUCGGACGUCAACUGACGGAUGUGAUUGUCUUGAAUGAUAGCACCAAUGAAACAAAACUCAGGGGUGCCUUUGAUUUUUUGUCCCCAAGACACGACGAAAUCAAUAUUAUCGGAGAUGAUUGCACCAAUAGUUCCAGAGGGAAAAGUGACUAUCGUCUGGAAGUCACUCCUUUUGUGGACUACGAUGAAGGUACCAAAACAAUAUCAAACGAUAAUGACAACAACCUGUUUUUAGUUGCCUUUCACGACAUAACGGCAGAUCGUGCCAGAAAACAGGCAGAAAAUAUGGCCCGGGAAGAGGCCUUGCUUUCCAAAGCAAUGAAAGAAUCUAUGGUUACCCUGACAGUACGUAUCAGCGUACUUGAAUUUUUCCUCAAUGUUUCUUUCUUUCAUAGCAAUAGUGAUUUGAAGCUUACUUCAACCUCGUUCUCUACAAAUUUGGUUCGACACCUUCUCAGCAUGAACUACGAACACCAUUACAAGGGAUAAUGGGCAUUACCAGUUUACUGCUGGAACAAGAUCGCGACGCGAAACACUUCAACAAGGACGCGUUAGAAUCCUUGGGACUUGUGAUGGCAUCUUCACGUUUGCUACUGAAUCUCAUAAACAAUCUUUUGGAUAUAAAAAAAGCUACAGCGAACAGUAAGUUCAAUCGAACCGUGCCUAUCGGAUCUCACGAAAGAAUAUUCUUCAAAAAGCUAUUUCUCACAUAUAGACUGCAUCUGCGUUCUCGUUUUGAAUAUCAUUCUUACUUCUCAAACAUUCUACAGUGAUGGAUGAGUUUCUUCUCACACCUUUAUUGGCUACAGACCCGAUCCGAGACGCAAUUGAUUUCUGCAAGCCACUAGCAUCCAUAUCCAUGGUGAAAAUUGCGAUGGAGUGCAGCGAUGGUACUGCAGAAGCGUUCGUAAAUGCAAAUGCUUUACGACUGCAACAAGUGCUCAUCAAUAUAAUCUCGAAUGCUAUAAAAUACACCGAUCGAGGCACCACAAUCCAAGUUCGAACUACUUCGAUGUCAAUGAAAAAUGCGAAAGAGGUCAUGGGAAAAGCAAUCGCGUGUUCCCAUAACGAAGAUGAAGCGAUUGUGGAUGGGAAACCGGUCUUGGUUUUUUCUGUUUCUGAUGCAGGGGUUGGUAUUGACUCUCAUCAGGCGCGACUUCUCUUUCGCCGAUUUGCACGAUUAGACCUACAACCCAUAAAUACACUUGGCAUCAACACCAUUGGACAACCAUCUGGAACUGGCCUUGGGCUACAUCUUUGUAAAAUGUUUGUGCAACGUAUGCACGGUUCUUUAUGGGCUUCAAACAACGAGGAUGGAAAGGGGUCAACAUUUUCAUUCUGCCUUCCGUUAGUGUCCGCUCUACGUUCAAACCUAGAGGGAUGUUCUGCUACAACGAUUCCAGAUGCAAGAAAGUCUGAAGUAUUAGAAAAUUCACCGUUAGAAUCCCUCUCUUCAAAUCAAGACCCAACGAUUAGACUUCCUCCUCUUCGCGAAAGCAUGGAUUUCCGUCGAUUCCGCGUUCUGGUCGUAGAUGAUACGCUGAUUAAUCGGAAAGUCUUCGAUCGUAUGCUAAAAAAGAUCGGAAUCAUUCACGUUUGCAUGGUCGAAUCUGGGGCAGAAGCUCUGGGAGUAUUGUUUUCCAAUAAUCACGAUCGACAUUAUGAUGUCGUCAUUACCGAUCUACAAAUGCCAGGCAUGUCGGGUACUGAAUUGACUAGGGAAAUCAUAAAGCGAAAACCUGAUCCUAGUGGAAGGCCCGUGGUCAUUGGACUUACGGCAAACUCCAGUCCAGACGUUGCCGAAAAGUGUGCUGCUAGUGGUAUGUCGGAUGUCCUGUACAAACCGAUCACGCUGACGGAAACUAAGGAGUAUUUUCAGAAAGUGAUAGGGCAAUUGCAACCAGGAAUAUGGUACAAACACGAGAAAAAGUUUUUAUGAUUAGCAGCUGUAGCUGUUGAUUCAAUGACGUAUGUCCAUCCAAGUAAUGGGAGAUGUAUAUGACAUGAAGUCUUAAAGAGGUUUAGCUAAGUAAAUUACCCUAUUGACU
Molecule: messenger RNA, 3538 nt
Organism: Pseudo-nitzschia multistriata
Lineage: Eukaryota; Bacillariophyta; Bacillariophyceae; Bacillariales; Bacillariaceae
Source: the annotation of a GenBank genome assembly